This is a messenger RNA of Malaclemys terrapin pileata, 4202 nucleotides long. It is a transcript of the gene STAU1, whose product is annotated as staufen double-stranded RNA binding protein 1. NCBI's taxonomy places the organism in Eukaryota, Metazoa, Chordata, Testudines, Emydidae. The record is from RefSeq and is a predicted model, not a curated record. The transcript has 16 exons. Bases 319 to 2466 code for a protein of 715 amino acids.
AUUCUCUUUAGUGUUUGCCCUGUGUCCGCCACCUCCCUCCGCCACUGCGAUUCGCCCCCCCUUCCCAGACCCCCUCCCCGCCUCGGGACCCGGCCAAUGGACUGAGACGCCCGCCUGCCCGCCCGCAGCACCAGCCGGCCCGGGAGCCGCAGCCCAGGCAGCCAGGCUUUCUCCAACAUAAAUACCCGCCUUGGAACUAAAACCAAAACUUCACUGUCCCUGGAUCACCUAAAGGUAGACCAUUAGGCUCCAUCACACUGAAUUAAUCUGCAUUCAAAGCUGUCUACCUGCAGUAAUUCACUUUGGUUGCAAGUGAACAUGUCUCAAGUUCAAAUUCAGAAUCCAUCUGCUGCUCUCUCUGGGAGCCAAAUAUUGAAUAAGAACCAAUCUCUUUCGCAGCCUUUGAGUAUUCCUUCUACCACUAGUUCUCUGCCCUCUGAAAAUGCAGGUAGACCUCUUCAAAACUCUGCUUUACCUUCUGCAUCUGUUACAUCCACCAGUGCAGCUGCAGCUCCUUCUAACAUGGCAAACCCCAAAGAGAAAACCCCAAUGUGUCUUGUGAAUGAGUUAGCCCGUUUCAACAAGAUUCAGCCUGAGUAUAAGCUUUUGAGCGAGCAAGGUCCAGCUCACUCUAAGGUGUUUACAGUGCAGCUGACUCUUGGGGACCAGCACUGGGAAGCUGAAGGAACUAGUAUUAAAAAAGCUCAACAUGCGGCAGCUGCCAAAGCUUUGGAAGGGACAAAAUUUCCUAAACCUACAGCUCGCCCGUCUCGUAGUGAAGGAAAGAAUCCAGGUAUUUGCCAGGACAGGCUCUUUAAAAAUGUGUAUAGGAUACCCACAUCUGAACUUGAUAGUGUAACCCCCACAGUGGAGCUAAAUGCUCUUUGCAUGAAGCUGGGAAAGAAACCUAUGUACAAACCUAUUGACCCUUACACAGGGAUGAGAUCUACCUACAACUAUAAUAUGAGAGGUGGUGCUUAUCCUCCACGGUACUUUUACCCAUUUCCUGUUGGACCCUUACUUUAUCAAGUUGAGCUCUCUAUUGGAGGACAGCAGUUUCAUGGGAAAGGAAGAACAAGACAGGCUGCUAAGCAUGAUGCAGCUGCUAAAGCACUGAAAAUUCUGCAAAAUGAGCCCCUGCCUGAGAAACCAGAGGUUAAUGGAAAAGAAUCAGAUGAUGAAAAUCUCAAUAAAUCUGAAAUAAGUCAAGUGUUUGAGAUUGCACUUAAAAGGAACUUGCCUGUGAAUUUUGAGUUUUUCCCUCUGAAACAGGUGACAAAGGAAAGUGGUCCUCCCCAUAUGAAGAGCUUUGUAACCAAGGUGUUUGUUGGAGAAUUUAUGGGUGAAGGUGAAGGAAAGAGCAAGAAGAUCUCAAAGAAAAAUGCUGCAAUAGCGGUCCUAGAGGAACUGAAAAAACUGCCACCCCUUCCUAUGGUUGAGAAAAUGAAGCCACGAAUCAAAAAGAAAACAAAAUCAAUAGUGAAGCUGCAAACAAGCCCAGAAUAUGGCCAAGGAAUGAAUCCCAUUAGCAGACUUGCUCAGAUACAGCAGGCCAAAAAAGAGAAGGAGCCAGAGUACAUGCUCAUCACAGAACGUGGUCUUCCAAGGCGCAGGGAGUUUGUUAUGCAGGUGAAAGUUGGCAUGCACACAGCUGAAGGAAUGGGUACGAACAAGAAAGUGGCUAAACGCAAUGCGGCUGAAAACAUGCUGGAGCUUUUAGGUUUCAAAGUCCCCCAACCUCAACCCCCAAAGCCAGCACUAAAGACAGAAGAGAAGACGCCAGUAAAGAAACCAGGUGAUGGGAGAAAAGUAACCUUCUUUGAACCAGGCACUGAAGAAACUUCAGCUAGUAAUAAAGAUGAUGAGUUUAGGAUGCCUUAUCUCAGCCAUCAGCAGCUUCCUGCUGGAAUUCUUCCCAUGGUCCCAGAGGUUGCACAAGCUGUAGGAGCCAAUCAAGGACACCACACCAAAGAGUUCAACAGGGCAGCCCCUAAUCCUGCCAAGGCUACAGUAACAGCCAUGAUUGCUAGAGAGCUGUUAUAUGGUGGUACAUCUCCUACUGCUGAGACCAUAUUGAAGAAUAACAACUCAUCAGGCUAUGUACCCCACGGACCACUCACUAGGCCCUCUGAACAAUUGGACUAUCUUUCCAGUGUUCAGGGAAUCCAGGUGGAAUACAAAGACUUUCCAAAAAAUAACAAGAACGAGUUUGUAUCUCUUAUAAACUGUUCCUCUCAGCCACCACUGAUCAGCCAUGGAAUUGGAAAGGAUGUAGAAUCUUGCCAUGAUAUGGCUGCACUGAACAUUUUAAAGUUGCUGUCUGAGUUGGACCAACAAAGUACAGAGAUGCCACGACAAGGAAAUGGACCAAUGUCUGUAUGUGUGAAACAAGAAAUGGAAAGUGACCCUCUCCUCAAACCGGCUAACUCAAACACUUUGGGACAAACACUGGACAGCACUGCCUGAAAAGGCUUUUGACUGGACCCAAACCUGAAAGCACCAGAGAAAAUCAAAUGCUUCCUAUUAAUGUAACCUAACUGUUUUAGAGUGCUACAGUCUUUCCAACCUACUGUAGUAUCUAAAUCAUAACCGUUGCUUUUUCUUCAAAGUGAUAAAUUUUUAGUUUCAUGAUACUGUUUUGAUUGAAAUGACACUAUAAAUUUUUCAUUUAAAAGUUUCUUAAUUGUAUCUAGAACAAUAGCACAGUUUAGAAACUUUGUCUUCUGAGACUGAUGUUAUCUGUGAACUAACUUGGGAAGAUCAUAUCCAUGUAUGUGGUUAUUUUGUUUUUAUUGAAAUAGCAAAGUUUCAUUGGAAACAAAUUGUGUGCCCUCCAUUUAAUAAUAAAAAAAAAGUCAAGGACUUUGGCAAACUUAACUUAAUUCUCAAAACGGUUGUAUGAAUUAAACAUUUUAGGAAUUUUAAACUUUGAUUUUUGAUUAAUUUCUAGUUUUCUUGAGGGGGAUGGCGGACUUGAAUGCAACAGGAGUUUAAAUCUCUGAUCUAUGUUUUAAAGAUUGUGUGUGUGUGUGUGUAUAUAUAUAUAUAUAUAUAUAGUGGCACACAACUCACUACAUUACAGGAUAUGAUCUCAAUGUAGUGCAUAUAAAACUGCAGAUUGAUUUUCCUUGAGUGCUUUAUACUGUUUAAUUACAUCUCCAUGUAGGGCUGAAAAAAAUUACCUAUGUUUAUAUAUAAACUGUGUUGCUUUUGAUGUUGUGUUAUUGCGCACAAUUCUGUGCGCAAUAAGUUUUUUGCAUAUGGUCCAGGUAAAGCACGAUAGCCUUGCAAGUUAAGUACUGCUUCAGUUCAUUGUUUACGCUGGAAUUUUUUCUCCCCAUGGAAUGUAAGUAAAACGUAGUGUUUGUCUCAAAUAAAUGGUAAUACUAAAAAAUUUUUGGUUAAUUUAUUCUUGUAUGCCAUUACUGGGGCUCCUUUUUGAUAGGAUUUGUAAUGCUUGUGAUAUAGUAUGGGCUGUAAUGUAAAACUAUGAAGUAACUGUACAAUGGUUAAUCAAUAACCUAUAAAUAACUACUUUUUAGUAAUGUGGAGGUUGUGACAAACUGGCUAGGUCAAGGAAAUUCAAAAGUAAUAUGGGUACACUCUGUCUUUGGUGCCACAAUGUCUAGCUUAAAGACAUUAAUGGGAGUCUUACAAAAUUAUAACAUGAUUUUGAAAAGCAACAUGGCAUAGCAGAUUGAAAUGAUAUCAAUACUUAGAUCUCUACUUUUAAGUUUUCUUGCUUGCUUGUAAUUUGUGUCAUAAUCUUAGCUUUGCACAGAGUAAUUUUUUGGGGGUACUACUUAAACACCCAAAACCUUCCCUCUAGCAGCAAGAAUUGGCACCAUAGACUGACACACAACAGUGUAACAUUUGGAUGUGAACUACCUUAAAUGUAUAUUUAACUGGUAACCUGUAGCAGCUCUUCCUAAAUAUCUACAUGCAGUAUGUGAAGUAAAUGUUCUUCUGAAAAGCAGUUACUGCACAUGCUGUUUAUUCAAAGUUAAAUGUCUCGGCCAUAUUAAACCUUACUUUGUUCACAUUAUUAAGCAAUUGGGCCAUACUAACUGCUUACCAAAUUUUUAUUAAAUCAAAGUUGUUUUUGAUCAUUAUAAGUGCAAAAAGCAUUGUAAAGUUUUUUUACAUUUGUAGAACUAAAAUGCUGUACAUUUAAAAAUUAAAAAAAAAAAGACUUGCUAGGC